Molecule: messenger RNA, 2874 nt
Organism: Budorcas taxicolor (takin)
Lineage: Eukaryota; Metazoa; Chordata; Mammalia; Artiodactyla; Bovidae
Gene: COL21A1
Product: collagen type XXI alpha 1 chain
Exons: 29
Coding region: 1-2874 (957 amino acids)
Source: RefSeq, a predicted model, not a curated record
AUGGCUCACCAUACUACAUUUCUUUGGAUAAUUUCGGUCCUGCUUCUUCAGAAUUCUGUGUUAGCUGAAGAUGGGGAAAUAAGAUCAAGUUGUCGUACUGCUCCGACAGAUUUAGUUUUCAUCUUGGAUGGCUCUUACAGUGUUGGCCCAGAAAACUUUGAAAUAGUGAAAAAGUGGCUUGUCAAUAUCACCAAGAACUUUGAUAUAGGACCAAAGUUUAUUCAGGUUGGAGUGGUCCAGUACAGUGACUACCCUGUCCUGGAGCUCCCCCUGGGGAGCCACGAGUCGGGAGAGAGCUUGAUGGCGGCCAUGGAGUCAAUACAUUACUUGGGAGGAAACACGCGGACUGGAAAGGCCAUCCAGUUUGCCCUUGAUUACCUUUUUGCCAAGUCCUCACGAUUUCUGACCAAGAUAGCAGUAGUUCUUACGGACGGUAAAUCCCAAGAUGAAGUCAAGAAUGCUGCAGAAGCAGCAAGAGAUAGUAGAAUAACGUUAUUUGCCAUUGGUGUUGGGUCAGAAACAGAAGAGGCAGAACUUAGAGCUAUUGCCAACAAGCCUUCAUCCACCUAUGUGUUUUAUGUGGAAGACUACAUUGCAAUAUCCAAAAUAAGGGAGGUGAUGAAGCAGAAACUUUGUGAAGAAUCUGUCUGUCCAACACGAAUUCCCGUGGCAGCACGUGAUGAGAAGGGGUUUGAUAUUCUCUUAGGCUUGGGUAUAAAGAAAAAGGCUAAGAAGAGAAUUCAGCUUUCACCAACAAAGAUUAAAGGAUAUGAAAUAACAUCAAAAGUUGAUUUAUCAGAAUUCACAAGUAAUGUUUUCCCAGAAGGUCUUCCUCCAUCAUACGUAUUUGUCUCCACUCAGAGAUUUAAGGUCAAGAAAAUGUGGGAUUUAUGGAGAAUUUUAACCAUUGAUGGAAGACCACAAAUAGCAGUUACCUUAAAUGGAGUGGAUAAAACAUUAUUAUUUACAACAACCAGCAUCAUUAAUGGCUCACAAGUGGUCACCUUUGCUGACCCUCGAGUUAAGACAUUAUUUGAUGAAGGCUGGCAUCAGAUUCGUCUCUUAGUAACAGAACAAGAUGUAACUCUGUAUAUUGAUGAUCAACAAAUUGAAAACAAGCCAUUACAUCCAGUGUUAGGGAUCUUCAUCAGUGGGCAAACCCAAAUUGGAAAAUACUCUGGGAAAGAAGAAACUGUUCAGUUUGAUGUCCAAAAGCUGCGAAUCUACUGUGACCCAGAGCAGAACAACCGGGAGACAGCAUGUGAAAUACCUGGAUUUAAUGGUGAGUGCUUCAACGGUCCCAGUGAUGUAGGUUCAACCGCAGCUCCCUGUAUUUGUCCUCCAGGAAAACCAGGACUACAAGGGCCCAAAGGUGACCCCGGACAGCCUGGGAAUCCUGGCUACCCUGGACAGCCUGGUCAAGAUGGUAAGCCUGGAUAUCAGGGAAUAGCAGGAUCACCAGGUGUUCCAGGAUCCCCGGGAAUACAAGGAGCACAAGGACUGCCGGGUUACAAAGGAGAACCUGGGAGAGAUGGAGAAAAGGGUGACCGUGGACUUCCUGGUUUUCCUGGGCUUCAUGGAAUACCAGGAUCAAAGGGUGAAAUGGGCCCCAAAGGAGAAAAAGGAUCACCUGGAUUUUAUGGCAAAAAGGGCGCAAAAGGUGAAAAGGGAAGUGCUGGCUUUCCUGGCCUUCCUGGACGUGCUGGAGAACCUGGAAGACAUGGAAAGGAUGGAUUAAUGGGUAGCCCUGGUUACAAGGGAGAAGCAGGACCUCCAGGUGCUCCGGGGCAGGAUGGAUCUCGAGGAGAACCUGGCAUCCCAGGAUUUCCUGGAAACCAAGGAUUAAUGGGACAAAAAGGAGAUAUUGGGCCUCCAGGACCGCUAGGGAAGAAAGGAGCUCCAGGAAUACCUGGUUUGAUGGGAACCGAUGGCUCACCAGGUCAGCCUGGAGCCCCAGGAUCUAAGGGAAAUAAAGGUGAACCCGGACUUCAAGGGCUGCCUGGGGCUUCUGGGCUCAAGGGAGAGCCAGGAGCGGUGGGUCCCCCAGGAGAACCAGGAUACCUGGGUUUGCCUGGAAUUCAAGGGAAAAAGGGGGACAAAGGAAAUCAAGGUGAAAGGGGCAUUCAGGGUCAAAAGGGAGAAAAUGGAAGACCAGGGAUUCCAGGAUCACAGGGAAUUCCAGGCCAUCACGGUGCAAAAGGAGAGAGAGGUGAAAAGGGAGAGCCUGGUGCCCGAGGUGCCACUGGAGCCAAAGGAGAGUCUGGGGUGGAUGGUCUGAUGGGGCCCCCGGGCCCCCAGGGGCCACCCGGGCAAGCAGGUCCUCCGGGCCCCCCAGGACUGGAUGGGAAACCCGGGAGAGAAUUUUCAGAAGAGUUUAUUCGACAAGUUUGCACUGAUGUAUUAAGAGCCCAGUUACCUGUCUUACUUCAAAGUGGAAGAAUUCAAAGCUGUGAUCAUUGCCAGCCCCAGCACGGCUCCCCUGGUAUUCCAGGGCCACCCGGUCCCAUGGGCCCAGAAGGUCCCCGAGGAUUCCCUGGUUUGCCAGGAAGAGACGGUGUUCCCGGAUUAAUGGGAGCUCCGGGACGCCCAGGUGCCAAAGGACUAAAAGGCCUCCCUGGACGGAACGGGGCAAAGGGGAGCCAAGGACUUGGGUACCCUGGAGCACAAGGUCCUCCUGGUCCCCCAGGUCCAGAAGGGCCCCCUGGAAUAAGCAAAGAAGGUCCUCCUGGAGACCCAGGCCUCCCUGGCAAAGAUGGAGACCACGGAAAACCCGGAAUCCAAGGACAGCCAGGCGCCCCGGGCAUCUGUGAUCCAUCACUGUGUUUUAGUGUCAUUGUUGGAAGAGACCCCUUUAGAAAAGGACCAAACUAUUAG